Molecule: messenger RNA, 1245 nt
Organism: Pleurotus ostreatus (oyster mushroom)
Lineage: Eukaryota; Fungi; Basidiomycota; Agaricomycetes; Agaricales; Pleurotaceae
Exons: 3
Coding region: 1-1245 (414 amino acids)
Molecular function (GO): hydrolase activity
Source: RefSeq, a predicted model, not a curated record
AUGUCGCUUCUCCAUUAUCACCCAUUCAAGGGUCUGUACCUCGCCGUCGAGCUCGCAUUCACUCUUUUCGUACGAGUACCCGUGUGGGUUGCCCUCUCGUUGCCCAGGUCAUGGCGCCCGAGACCGUCCUGGAGUAUCAAGCGUGUCUUGCACCUGAAGUUGUUCAAGACUGGGAUCAAAGUCCUGGGCAGGACCGGUCCACUUGUGGACACUCCUUCACAUCUUGCCAUUGCCCCAGGCGUCGACGUGAACGGCGUCUGGGUUGACCCCGUACCCCAUCUCAUCACUUCCCCUCUCACCGAGUGGUCCAGAGCAGCAGGCGUAGACUCCAUCAAGAUCCCGGGAUAUUGGAUUCACAAGCAGGGCGCGACAAUUCCGGUAGGCGCACCCCCCAUGCCGGGAGAGAAAGUCCUGUACUCGAUGCACGGUGGCGCGUACACGCGUCUGUCAGCACACCCCUCAAAUCUCAUCGCCGCCGUCUCAAAGGGGAUUCUGAAACACACCGACUCCAUACACAGGGUCUUCGCCAUCGAAUAUCGGCUUUCUUCUGAGUCAUUCGCGCCGUUCCCCGCAGCACUCCUCGAUGCCUUGGCGGGGUACAAUUAUCUUGUCAAUCAAGUCGGCAUCCACCCCGCUGAUAUCGUGUUCGAAGGUGAUUCUGCGGGGGCUAAUUUGGCACACGCUCUCACGCGGUAUCUCAUCGAGCACCAGAAUGACGCGAAUGCCCAGCUUCCUGCCCCGCCUGGAUCACUGCUGCUCCUCUCGCCGUGGGUUGACUUGUCCAGCUCACACGACAGGAAUCCCGGUACCGAUUCGUCAUUCCGUUUCGCUGAUUCAGACUACCUUGACGUGCGUCCCGGGAAGAAUAACAUUACUUGGUCAAAGGAUGUAUUCAUUGGCCCCCAUGGCUAUGGCGCUGCCGAAACCAACCGAUAUAUCUCGCCCGCCGCGAAGAAUCCUAUGAUCUUCGAUUCUGACAGUCGCAAGGGCACCUCUUUGUUUAAGGGAUUUCCGAGGACAUUUAUUGUCGUUGGUGGUGCUGAAGCGCUGUAUGACCAGAUCAAGACGUUCAUUGAUCGUAUGGUCAGCGAGCUGGGUCAUGGGGACGGGGUGAAAGACGGUGAAGGCAAAGUAGCAUGGUAUGAGGCACCUGACGCUGUGCACGAUUUCUUGAUAUUCGCUUGGCACGAGCCUGAGCGUACUGAUACGCUCAAGGCCAUUGCUGCUUGGAUCGACAAAGCCUAG